GUGAGUGAAAGAUCAAAUUUUAGGAACAUGCCCACCUUAAAUUUAUUCACAAAUGUUCCAGUUGAUGCUGUCAUUGCUUCUGACAUUCUCAAAGACUCCACCAAAGCUGUUGCUAAGAUUAUUGGCAAACCUGAAUCUUAUGUGAUGAUUUUGAUAAACGGUGGAGUUCCAAUUGCAUUUGCUGGGACUGAGGUGCCGGCGGCGUACGGAGAAUUGAUAUCAAUUGGGGGCCUUGGCCCUAGUGUUAAUGGAAAACUGAGCUCAACCAUUGCAGAGAUUCUUCAAACUAAGCUCUCAAUUGAUGCCUCGCGCUUUUAUAUCAAAUUUUAUGAUGUUCAGCGCCCAUUCUUCGGGUUUAAUGGUUCAACUUUCUGACCAUCUUGACACAAUUAUGUCAAGUGUUGCUUUGGAAAUCAUUCAUCUAAACUGUAUUUGUUGUUUAUCUAAUGUGAGCGUGAAAUUUGUACAUUUGAUUGUAUCCUGGAAUUAUUAUCCUUUCAAUGUUUACUCUUUUACAUAGAGGUGAUUUGACUUCCCCUUGU
Molecule: messenger RNA, 542 nt
Organism: Pistacia vera
Lineage: Eukaryota; Viridiplantae; Streptophyta; Magnoliopsida; Sapindales; Anacardiaceae
Product: macrophage migration inhibitory factor homolog
Exons: 3
Coding region: 28-375 (115 amino acids)
Molecular function (GO): phenylpyruvate tautomerase activity
Source: RefSeq, a predicted model, not a curated record